Messenger RNA from Synchiropus splendidus (mandarinfish), 3057 nucleotides. RefSeq names its product hook microtubule-tethering protein 1 (gene hook1). NCBI's taxonomy places the organism in Eukaryota, Metazoa, Chordata, Actinopteri, Syngnathiformes, Callionymidae. The coding region runs from base 80 to 2302 and encodes 740 amino acids. Gene Ontology annotation, biological process: cytoskeleton-dependent intracellular transport; cytoplasmic microtubule organization. Gene Ontology annotation, cellular component: centrosome; cytoplasm. The record is from RefSeq and is a predicted model, not a curated record. Gene Ontology annotation, molecular function: dynein light intermediate chain binding; microtubule binding. The transcript has 21 exons.
CCUGCAGGUGAGGUCGAAUGCGAGAGAGAGAAGCGGAAGCGCCGACAGGUGGAUAGGACAGUUCACCUCUGUUUUAUACAUGGACGAAAGCAAAACGCAGUUGGUUGACAGCCUGAUAAUAUGGCUGCAGACCUUCAACACCACAGCACCCUGCAGAACGGCAGAAGAUCUGACCACUGGAGCAGCAAUAUCAGAGGCAUUACAUCAAAUAGACCCAGCCUGGUUCAGUGAUGCCUGGUGCAGUCGCAUCAAGACUGAUGUGGAGGACAACAGGAGACUGAAGAUGAAUAACCUGAAAAAGAUUCUUCAGUUUGUGGUGGACUAUUAUCAUGAGGUGUUGGGUCAGGACAUCUCUGACUUCUUACUGCCUGAUGUGGCCUUGGUGGCGGAGCACGCAGCUGCUGAUGAUCUUGGCAGGCUGCUGCAGCUGGUACUGGGCUGUGCUGUUAAAUGUGAGCGCAAACAAGAGUACAUUCAGAUCAUCAUGACUUUGGAAGAGUCUGUGCAACAUGUUGUCAUGACGGCCAUCCAAGAGCUUUUAAGCAAAGAAACCAUGACCCCAUUUGGAGCAGAACUUUCUGGAGACCUGGAGCAGCAGCUGAAAAAAGCCUUGGAGGACUUCGCUGAGCUUUUGUCAGAGAAAGACGCAUUGGCUCAGCGCUGUGAAGAACUGGACUUGCAGGUUGCUGUACUUCAGGAGGAGCGGAACAGUUUGCUGGCUGAGAAUGAUGUUCUGACUGACCGAGCCAAUCAGCUGGACACAUUUGAUGACCCCAGCACCUUGUCGGGGAGGAAGCAUAGCAUGUUGCAGCAGCAGCUGGAGACCCUGCAGGAAGAAAGCUUCAGGCUGGAGGCUGCCAAGGACGACUACAGGAUCCAUUGUGAGGAGUUGGAGAAACAGCUCAUCGAGCUUCAGCACCGCAACGAUGAGCUAACCAGCCUAGCAGAAGAGUCGAGAGCACUCAAAGACGAACUGGAUGUUCUGAGGAACUGCUCUGAUCGUGUGGUGAUCUUGGAGGCAUCAGUGGAAACGUACAAGCGCAAGCUGGAGAAUCUGGGCGACCUUAAGAGGCAGAUGAAGCUGAUGGAGGAGAAUAACGUGACAUACAUGCAGAACACCGUUAGCCUGGAGGAGGAGCUGCGCAAGGCCAACGCUGCACGCGCACAGCUGGAGACGUACAAGAGACAGGUCCAGGAGCUGCACAAGAAGUUGUCUGAUGAGACCAGAAGAGCUGACAACUCUGCCUUUGAGAUGAGGAAGCUGGAGGAGAAGCAUGAUACUGUGUUGAAGGAGAAAGAGAGGAUCAUCAUUGAGAGGGACUCGCUUAAAGAGAUCAACGAGGAGCUACACUGCACUCUGGCUCAGGAAGACCAGCUCUCCAAACCAGGUGAGCUACAUGCAGAAACAUCUGAAAGAAAUAACACUGACCAGCUUGGUGACUAUUGGUGUCGACUCCUUGCAGGGAUGCUUCCUACUAGCAGCUCCAGCCAUGACAACCUUGCUGCUGAACUUAUACCGAUAGAACAUAGGGAGAAGUUCAUCAGACUGCAGCAUGAAAACAAGAUGCUGAGAGUGCAGCAGGAAGAAUAUGAGACGGGUAGAGUCGCAGCUCUGCAGAUGCAAUUGGAGGAAGCGCACAAGACACACAGCGAGCAGGACACAGAGAUCAGGUUGAACCGAGAGCGCAUCAGUGAAUUGCAGCAGCAGGUUGAAGAUCUCCAGAAGGCUUUGCAAAGUCAGGCUGCUAAACCUGAUGAUUCCAACCUGAAGCGGAAACUUGAUGCUCAUAUGGUUCAGCUGAAUGAGGCUCAGGAUGAAAUCAUGAAGAAGAAAGAGCUGUUGGAGGACCUGCAGCCAGACAACACUCAGACUUCACUGAAGGUAGAGGAGCUGAUGGCGGCACUGAAGAAGAAAGAUGACGACAUGCGGGCGAUGGAGGAACGGUAUAAAAUGUACCUGGAGAAAGCUCGCACCGUGAUUCGGGCGCUAGACCCUAAACUAAACCCUGCCACAGCUGAAAUCCAGGCCCUCAGAAAUCAGCUGACUGAGCGGGACAAGACCAUUACCAACCUGGAGCGUCAGUGUGAGCAGGCCCGACUCAGAGAGCAAGAGGAGAAGAUGAUUGUCACUGCGUGGUAUAACAAGAGUUUGACGUUCCAGAAGUUGGCGAUGGAGUCGAGACUCACCGGCAGGGCCGGGGCACUGCUGUCACCUGGUCAGUCCUUUCUGUCCCAGCAACGGCAAGUCUCCAACGCCCCACGUCGGACGCUCUCUAUGACAACCCCCGCUGCCACUAAAUAGAUCCUUCAUGUGCAGACCAUUUCCACAAGUGACCUUAGAGGCUCUCCAGUCUUGGUUCCAACUGAUCAUUCAUGGAUCAAACACAACUUUGAGGACAGUAAAUUGAUCAGACGCGUCUGUGUCUUUGACUGUGCAGACUGCCUUGUUUGCUCCUGUAGUCUGGACUGAAAACGGGACAUGUUGGUCCUUGUGAGUAUAAAGGUAACGGCAUCUGGUGCUGGACACCACCUUCCUGAAAGAUUCAACAGCCCUGUCUUUGUGAAUGGCAGUGAUCGACUGGGUCCUUUAUACUUGCCUCUUCACCCCCGAGAUCAGACUUAAGCAUUUUUUGUACACUUACUUUUAAAAUGACUAUAAGAAUGUAGGAGAGAAAUUUCCAUUGUUAAUGUGAUCUUUACCAGCAGCUUAUCAAGAAUGUGAAAUCCAGGCAAUCAAAUAGGAUUUUGAGUUACUGUAUCAAUAUUGUAUGACACAUGGGUUGAACACAGUUGUUUUUAUAAAAUCACUUUUGUCGAAUUCAAAUAAUCUUUCAGCUUUAAUGAUUGUGUUGUAGUUUGGACUGUGGUUUAUACUAAAAUGGUUUAGAUAAUUGUCACCGUUCCAUUUAGACCUCAAGGUUUUUUGUAAAAUAGAUCAGACAAGCUGAUGUUGUUCGAAAUGUAAAAUGUAUAAUUUGUCUUAAUAAAAUGAAUUGUGUUUUCUAGUUCAACGAAUGCCAUAGUCUUAGGGCAAUCAACUAUGUACGUAUGCGAAUA